AUGGCUGAUAAGAUUCCUGUGACCGUGCGUACGCGCAAAUUUCUUCGUAACAGCUUAUUAGCUCGUCGUCAAAUGGUUGUAGAAGUAAUUCAUCCAGGUCGUCCUAAUGUACCAAAAGCUGAGCUUCAAGAGAAACUUGCUAAGAUGUACAAGGUGAAGGAUCCAAACACGGUGUUUCUGUACGGUUUCCGUACGCAGUUUGGUGGUGGCAAGAGUUCAGGCUUUGGUCUAGUGGGUCUUGUGGAGAAGGUUGAGACGUCGCGCAAGCAGAUUAAGGAGGCUAAGAACCGUGCCAAGAAAGUCCGUGGUGUUGGCCGUCGUAUCGCUCGCCACAAGGCUGCCAAGGCCAACAAGUAG
Molecule: messenger RNA, 357 nt
Organism: Peronospora belbahrii
Lineage: Eukaryota; Oomycota; Peronosporomycetes; Peronosporales; Peronosporaceae
Source: the annotation of a GenBank genome assembly